Penicillium pulvis is the source of this 1389-nucleotide messenger RNA. RefSeq lists its product as uncharacterized. Lineage: Eukaryota; Fungi; Ascomycota; Eurotiomycetes; Eurotiales; Aspergillaceae. The record is from RefSeq and is a predicted model, not a curated record. The transcript has 2 exons. Gene Ontology annotation, biological process: lipid metabolic process. The coding region runs from base 1 to 1389 and encodes 462 amino acids. Gene Ontology annotation, molecular function: phosphoric diester hydrolase activity.
AUGGCGGUCUCAUUCCGAUCUCAGGGCGGAGAAGCCUCCCGCGAUUCCUCUGACGGUCUGUUGGAGCCCUACGAGGCUUACACAGACUCUCCGAAUACCAAAAAUGUGAACAAACCAAGUGUACAAGUACACUCUGUUCCCCAAGGUCAAGUGGGGCGCCGCAGCCGGUGGCGUCAGUCCCUGGACUGGAUUCCUUCGUUCGCACCGCGCAGGAACAACGGAGACGACGAGGAAGACCUGCCCUUGCUAUCGGAGGUACCGCAGCGCAAAAAGCGAUCGUGUCGCUCGCGCUAUUGGCACUACUUUUUGCGCACGUUAACCGCAUUCUUUAUCAUGUUGGGCAUCAUUCAAUCCAUCUCUCUCGCCUGUGGUAUCGUCCUUACAUUCUUCCCUGACGAAUACGACCGAGCAGCCCCCAACUGGGCUCGCACCGGCGAUCAGCUCGACGCGAACGACAUCAAUCGCUGGCCCACCGAUAUCUCCCGCGAUAUCAUUCCGUUUGGCUGCCACUCUCAUAAUGACUACUGGCGCCGUGUACCGCUUUACUCAGCGCUCCAGGCAGGCUGUAUUGGCAUCGAGGCAGACGUCUGGCUAUUCGAUAACGAGCUCUACGUCGGUCACACCACCACCUCUUUAACAUCGCGCCGCACCCUGCGCUCGAUGUACGUCGACCCACUUGUCCGCAUCCUCGAGCGCCAGAACCCUAUCUCCUCGUUCCAGCGCUUCAUCAGCCAGCCUCCGCAUGGCGUAUUCGACACAGACCCUUCGCAGACCCUGAUCCUCCUCAUUGAUUUCAAGACCGACGGCGCCGCGACAUGGCCCGUAGUCGCAAGCCAUCUAGCUCCGCUACGGGACCGGGGAUACCUUACACACUUCAAUGGGCAAGAGGUCAUCCAAGGACCCAUCACCGUUGUCGGAACUGGCAAUACACCCUUCGACCUGACAGUCGCAAACUCCACAUAUCGGGAUAUCUUCUUCGAUGCUCCACUAGCCAAACUAGUCGAUACCGAUAAAUCAGAUGACGAGUCGUCUCUAACUCCUACCGGUUCCGGUCAAGGUUUGUCCGGUAUGCCAGAGAUCAUUACGGCGAAUACGUUCAAUCUUACAAACAGCUAUUAUGCGUCUGUGGACUUCAUGUCUGCCAUUGGUUUCCCCUGGCCAUUUCAUUUCUCGAAGCAUCAGAUUGAUUUGAUUCGCACUCAUGUGCGGAUUGCGCAUCGGCAUGGUCUUAAGGUGAGGUAUUGGGGGAUACCGAGCUGGCCGCGGAGCUUGCGUAAUCAUAUCUGGCGAAUUCUUGCGCAAGAAGGGGUUGAUAUGUUGAAUGUGGAUGAUUUGGUUGAGGCUACCAAAGGUACUUGGGAAAUUAAGAUCCUAGAUUGGUGGAAGUAG